Molecule: messenger RNA, 2623 nt
Organism: Vespa mandarinia (Asian giant hornet)
Lineage: Eukaryota; Metazoa; Arthropoda; Insecta; Hymenoptera; Vespidae
Product: large neutral amino acids transporter small subunit 1
Biological process (GO): amino acid transmembrane transport
Cellular component (GO): membrane
Molecular function (GO): L-amino acid transmembrane transporter activity
Source: RefSeq, a predicted model, not a curated record
CUAAACGCGGAACGGCAGCAGCCUCGUUCAGAGAGAAACGUGAAGACGGAUCACUCAGAGCUCGACCACCGUGUCGCGCAUAGCUUUCCUGUCUCCGUCUAAUCGUGUUGUUUCUCUGUUACUCUAUCUCCCCUUCUCUCUCUCUCUCUCUCUCUCUCUCUCUCUUUCUCUCUGUUUGUCUCCCUUUUUCUUUCUUUUUAUUUAUCAAUCUCAUUCAGUCUUUCUAUCUGUCAUUCAUAAUCUUCGUUGUUGUCAACGAGACAAAGACGAGAUAGAGGGAAGUAGAUCGUUUAUCUAGUGCGUGUGUGUUUGUGAACUAUGAUCCUUUAUCAAGGAUUUCGACGUACUUAGGAUCUUAAUAAGGAUCUAAAUUAUUAUUUAGGAAUCAAAGAUCGUAAUAUCACUCUGUGAUAUUGCAAGUGAUAUUCUAAUAACAGUGAACAUGUCGAAGUCAGGAAGCAUUAAAGAUGGGGAAAAGGGUCCUUAUGAUCCUGUGCCAACCAAUAAUGACGCAGGAGGUGACGAAAUUAAACUUGAAGCAAAAAUGUCACUUCUCAAUGGUGUCACCGUUAUCGUUGGUUCGAUCAUCGGUUCUGGAAUCUUUGUCAGUCCAACCGGUGUUUUAAAACAUACCGGAAGUGUUAAUGCUAGUCUUUUGGUAUGGACCGCUUCAGGACUUUUUUCCAUGGUAGGAGCCUAUUGUUAUGCCGAGUUGGGUUGUAUGAUAAGGAAGUCAGGAGCUGAUUAUGCGUAUAUCAUGGAAACCUUUGGACCUUUUAUGGCCUUUAUAAGACUAUGGAUCGAGUGCAUGAUAGUACGGCCUUGCAGUCAAGCUAUCGUGGCCUUGACAUUUAGCAUUUACGUUUUAAAACCUAUUUUUCCUGAUUGUGCACCACCAGAUGAUGCUGCACGAUUACUUGCUGCCUGGUGUAUAUGUACUCUGACAUUUAUAAAUUGCUGGGACGUUAAAUGGGCAACAAAAGUACAGGACAUUUUCACAUAUGCAAAACUUUUUGCACUUUUUAUUAUAAUCUGUACGGGAGCGUAUCAACUAUUCACUGGACACACGGAAUAUUUCACGUUCGAGAAUACCAAAACGGAGAUUACAUCGAUAGCAUUGAGUUUUUAUUCAGGAUUAUUUGCUUACAACGGUUGGAACUAUUUGAACUUUAUCAUCGAGGAAUUGAAAGAUCCUAUUAGAAAUUUACCGAAAGCCAUUGCGAUCUCUUGUACCUUGGUUACGAUCGUCUAUGUAUUAACCAACAUGGCUUUUUAUACGACCUUGAGCCCCGUUGAAGUUUUAGGUAGCGGUGCCGUUGCUGUUACGUUUGCCAAUCAUCUGUUCGGAAUAAUGGCAUGGAUAAUACCAGUGUUCGUAGCUUUGUCAACAUUUGGCGCAGUAAAUGGAAUUCUAUUGACGUCUUCUCGACUUUUUUAUGCUGGUGCAUGCGAGGGACAAAUGCCGGAAAUACUUACGAUGAUCCAAACCUCGAGAUUGACACCUACGCCAGCUGUUAUUUGUAUGGCUCUCCUGUCGAUGCUUUACUUGUGCUCAUCCGACAUCUUUGCACUGAUCAACUACGUCGGCUUUGCCACUUGGUUAAGCAUUGGCGUCUCUGUUCUAUGCCUUCCUUGGCUAAGAUGGGCUCAACCAAAUUUACCAAGGCCAAUUAAAGUAAAUCUCGCUUUUCCAAUCGUCUACAUCAUCGCCACACUUUUCGUCACGGUAGUUCCCAUGUAUAUUACACCUUUGGAAACAGGUUAUGGUUGUUUAAUGAUAUCAUCGUCGGUACCGGUAUAUUUUGCAUUUAUUGCAUGGAAAAACAAACCUAAAUUUUUCGUCAAGGGUGUUGGCGCCGUUACCAAAACUUUGCAGAAGCUGAUGGUAGUCGUCGGGCCAAAGACUAAUAAGUAGGUACCACAAAGUUCCUGCAGAAGAUAAUGGUGGUCGUCGGGAAGUCUAAACCAGCUCAGGUCUAAUUGCCUCGCUUGCGUUAGAAAAGGAAGGAGGAAGGAAGGAAGAAGAAAAAGAAAAAGAAGAAGAAGAAGAAGAAGAAAAAGAUAGAACGAAGAUAGACGGAAAGAAAUAGACAAGAAAAGGGAUUAGGGAUUAAGAGUGUCCUAGGACAAGAGGCAGCCAUAUUGAAGUAGGAUACUGUCAAUCAAAUCCCAAAAUUCUGAUCUUCCUCAUUGUAUCUUCUUUUUCUUUUUUUCUCUGUCUCUCUCUCUCUCUUUCUCUUUUUCUGUCUUUCUCUCUUUCUCUCUUUUUCUUCUUCUCUCAGUAUCCGUAAGAAGAAUUUCGCUAAUAUUUUCUUCGCGAAAUAUCAAUGAACGUUUUUCUUCUUCUUCUUCUUCUUCCUCUUCUUCGUUCGACAAAAAUCAACAAACGUCAACGUGUGAAGAGAAAAAAAGUGUUGGCCUAAAAACAAACAAACAAACAAACAAACAAAGGAAAACGUUCCCGAUCGAUUUUGACGAUAUAUAUGACGAUGUUUACGACGAGUCACGACUAAAAUGACUUGCGUCUUUUCGUCGAUUUGAAUUUACCACUAAAUAUAAUAAUACGUUAAAUAUAAUGACGACGUCUGUUUGUAGUCGUCGAAACAAAACAAAAAAGAAAACA